Messenger RNA from Puccinia triticina, 372 nucleotides. RefSeq lists its product as uncharacterized. Lineage: Eukaryota; Fungi; Basidiomycota; Pucciniomycetes; Pucciniales; Pucciniaceae. The record is from RefSeq and is a predicted model, not a curated record. The coding region runs from base 1 to 372 and encodes 123 amino acids. The transcript has 3 exons.
AUGGUUUGCUUUGACUGCAGUUUGUUAUCCCACCCGUUCAGCAAGACUGGCGUUUACCAAUCGCCGAGCGGAAUUGUGAUAUUCAGCACAACAGAACCCAAAGACGGGCAGAGUGGUCUGGGUGAUCAAGCGGAACUGAAGGCCAUACAUCUGUCACAUCGACCGGGCCUUGAUCCCAAUCUCAGCCCUCCAAUCAAGCUCUACACCGUCGACGCCGAAGUUCCAGCUGCCAUGGCGUCUUACAAGUGGGUUCAGGAGGCCUACCGGAGGAUUUUCCAGACGAUUGGGAUCCCGUUCACCGUUGCCAAAGCUGAUAUUGAAGCUAUCGGCAGUGCGACGUCCCACAAAGUAACAUUACCAGUUGUUGUGUGA